Molecule: messenger RNA, 587 nt
Organism: Durotheca rogersii
Lineage: Eukaryota; Fungi; Ascomycota; Sordariomycetes; Xylariales; Xylariaceae
Exons: 1
Coding region: 123-488 (121 amino acids)
Source: RefSeq, a predicted model, not a curated record
CCACGAAUGUAUUACCACCCCUUAACCCAAGUUGUGACCUGUGCGCUCGUCCAAUCCCCAGGUUCUCCCCCCGGCACCCCACCGGAGUCAGCCUAUCCUUCGGAAUCAGGAGGAGUUGGCAAAUGAGCGCACUCGUCACAUCUCCCGUCCAUCUCUUCCGUCGCGUGAACUACGCCCUGAUUAUUCUCACAGUCCUCGCACCCGGUCUCGUUCUCCCCCGGAUUCGCCUCGCUCCAGUCCUCGCACGCAUAGUAGCUCGCGAACGUCAAGUGCCCGCAGGUCCACCGUCUCCACACUUCCUCGCACAUUUCGACGUGGUGAGAGCAACUCGCGCCGAUUAUACCCACGGAAUGUCAGUCGGUAACUGCCUCCCAUGUCGUCAUCCAGCAUGCAUACCUCUGCUUGAACCUUGGCCAAUUGCCGAGGCUCGGAUGGAUGGCCCAGGAGGUCGACGUUGGCGAGCUCGGAGGGGCCGGGAAGAAGGAUAGCAGCAGACUAUAUUUAUAGCGAUUUCCCAGAGUUUCCUAGCAGCGAGUGGUGUGAUGGAUUCGGAGCGACGAUAGUUGCUGCUGAACUUCGAACGGCUC